CCCAGAACGUGACUGUCGAUGAAAUCAUGACCGCCUACAAGCAAGCCUGCCAGAAGCUGAACUGCAAACAGAUACCCAAACUACUGAAGCAGAUACAGGAAUUUAAAGAUCUGGCUCCCAGGAUAGACUGCUUAGAUCUGAAAGGGGAGAAGCUGGAUUACAAAGCCUGUGAGGCGCUGGAAGAAAUUUUCAAGCGGGUCCAGUUCAAAAUUGUUGAUUUGGAGCAAACGAGCUUGGAUGAAGAUGGCGCCUCGGCGUUAUUUGACAUGAUCGAGUAUUACGAGUCAGCGACGCACCUCAACAUCUCCUUUAACAAACACAUUGGCACCCGCGGCUGGCAGGCAGCUGCCCACAUGAUGAGGAAGACGAACUGCCUGCAGUACCUGGAUGCCCGAAACACGCCCUUGCUGGACCACUCAGCCCCCUUCGUGGCGCGCGCCCUCCGUAUCAGCAGCAGCCUGGUUGUCCUGCACCUGGAGAAUGCCAGCCUCUCGGGACGCCCGCUCAUGCUGCUGGCCACAGCUCUGAAGAUGAACAUGAACCUGCGGGAGCUGUACCUGGCUGAUAACAAACUGAAUGGGCUGCAGGACUCAGCUCAGCUUGGCAACCUGCUGAAGUUCAACUGCUACAUACAGAUACUCGACCUGAGGAACAACCACAUCCUGGACUCAGGUUUGGCGUACAUCUGCGAAGGGCUGAAGGAGCAGCGGAAGGGGCUGGUGACUCUCGUGUUGUGGAACAACCAACUGACUCACACCGGCAUGGCUUAUCUGGGGAUGACGCUGCCUCACACGCAGAGCCUGGAGACCUUGAACUUGGGCCACAACCCCAUUGGGAACGAAGGCGUCCGCAACCUGAAGAAUGGGCUGAUCGGGAACCGUUCCGUCCUUCGCCUGGGCUUGGCAUCCACCAAACUGACCUGUGAAGGUGCUGUGGCGGUGGCCGAGUUCAUCGCAGAGAGCCCGCGGCUGCUUCGCCUGGACCUGCGAGAGAACGAGAUCAAGACGGGCGGCCUCAUGGCGUUGUCGCUGGCUCUGAAGGUCAACCACUCGCUGCUGCGCCUCGACUUGGACAGGGAACCCAAGAAGGAGUCGGUAAAAAGUUUCAUCGAAACCCAGAAGGCUCUCCUGGCCGAGAUCCAGAACGGCUGCAAGCGCAACUUCAUCCUGGCCAAAGAGAAGGAAGAGAAGGAGCAGAAGCUGCAGCAGUCGGCCUCGAUGCCAGAGAUCACCGUGACGGAGCCUCUGGAGGAAGAAUCAGGAGAAGAAGCCAGGGAGACCCCGACUGCCUCGGAGAACGGGGACGUGGAGCCGGCCGAGGACGACGAUGACGACAGAGGCGAUGUGAUGGACUCCGAUUCGGACACAGAUGAGGAGGUGGACGCUGGGUUAGAGACAAAGGACUUGAGCGAAACACCAAAAUGCCCUGACUCAGCCGAUGGUGUUACUGCACCCCAGCCACUGCUGUCCCUGGAGAAGCCGAGGGACCGGCUGCCCCCCCUUUACAUCGCUGUGGAAUCGCAGCGCGACGCCAGCGCGGGGAGUCCUGCCACCUCUCCGGCCUCUGCACCUUCCCAGGGAAACGAGAGAAGGAUUUCAGUUUCCAGUCCCGGGCGAGGCCAUAAAAUCUUCGUGGUGACGCGAGUGGAGAGCCUGCCGGAGCAAGCCACCAAUGCCGCACGCCCACAGGAGGACACGGAUGCCAGUGCGAAACCCGCUGAGCCCCAGAGCCCAGCUCCGGCCACAAAACCUGAACUCCCGGCACCCUGGCUGAACGGAGCGAUUCCUGAAUCUGAGACCAGCUUGGUAACGCCGCCAGGAGCGCCAACCACCAUCUCCGACCCCGAGCGGGGCAACCCCACGGCCUGCGAGAGCAUGGCCCACGACACUCCCCUCCCCAACGGCCUGAAGAUGGAUUUUGCACGAGCGCUGCCGGAAGUGUCUUCGGAUGGCGACGGGAAGAUGGGGAGCUGCGCCGCCGAGCAUGAGCUGAGCUGCUCCAAGAACGAGCAGGAGCUGGAGGAGCUGCUCCUUGAGGCCAGCGCGUGUCAGGAGCCGCUGUGA
Cariama cristata (Red-legged seriema) is the source of this 2063-nucleotide messenger RNA. It is a transcript of the gene PPP1R37, whose product is annotated as protein phosphatase 1, regulatory subunit 37. The transcript is spliced from 12 exons. The record is from RefSeq and is a predicted model, not a curated record. The annotation marks the transcript as partial. NCBI's taxonomy places the organism in Eukaryota, Metazoa, Chordata, Aves, Cariamiformes, Cariamidae. Gene Ontology annotation, molecular function: protein binding.